Drosophila eugracilis is the source of this 1024-nucleotide messenger RNA. Its product is annotated as UV excision repair protein RAD23 homolog B. Gene Ontology annotation, biological process: proteasome-mediated ubiquitin-dependent protein catabolic process; nucleotide-excision repair. Gene Ontology annotation, cellular component: cytosol; nucleoplasm. Gene Ontology annotation, molecular function: damaged DNA binding; polyubiquitin modification-dependent protein binding; ubiquitin binding. NCBI's taxonomy places the organism in Eukaryota, Metazoa, Arthropoda, Insecta, Diptera, Drosophilidae. The record is from RefSeq and is a predicted model, not a curated record. The transcript has a single exon. Bases 104 to 988 code for a protein of 294 amino acids.
GCUUUAAAAUCAAAUUCAAAAUAAGUUUCACCAGAUCACCACAGCGCCCAACCACAUUUCUCUCACUCACUGCCAAAUUAAAUUUAUAUUCUACAAAGCAAAAAUGAAGCUCUCAAUCCGAAUGCUGGACCAGCGUACGAUUAACGUGGAGAUAAGUGAAUCGCAGAAUGUGCGGGCUCUAAAACAGCGCUUGGGCAAUUUACCCGAGGUGUCCUUGUCGGUAGAGAGUCUGCAGCUGAUAUACGGUGGCCGCAUUAUGGAGGAUGCGCUGCCUAUUAGCGAAUACAGAAUAUCCGAAGACAAGUUCAUUGUGUUGAUGGGCAAGAAGAAGGUCGAGGUUAAACCGCCGGAGGAGCAGGUUCAGACAACACCGCCUCAAACUAAUGUUGAAACUGAAACACGCACACAGGUGGUAGCACCUUCAUCUUCUCCCGAUGAGCAACGGGUGCGUGAUCUUAUGGCAAUGGGCUAUGGCGAAGAGGAGGUGCGCUCUGCUCUUCGGGCCAGCUUCAAUCAUCCGGAACGUGCCAUAGAGUAUCUGAUCAGUGGGAUUCCCCACGAAGCUUCAGCGGAGCAGAGUUUAGCCCCUGUUUCCAGCGGGGAGACAACUGAGGAAGUGCAGCAACUAAUGGGGGAUCCUAGCGUUGCCCGAGUACGUGAAAUGAUACGUGAAAAUCCUGAACUACUGCAGCUCAUCUUGGCUAGACUGGCUGAAACCGAUCCAGCUGCUUUUGAGACUGUUCAGAACAACCAGGAGGAGUUCAGAGCUAUGCUUACUGGUGAUGGCAGUGUUGUCAGCGACGACUCUGAAGCGGGAGCCACCCUACAGGUUUCCCUGACCGCCGAAGAAGCCGCCGCUGUCGAGCGACUGGAGGCACUGGGUUUCCACCGCGUGUUGGCCGUGCAGGCUUAUCUGGCUUGUGACAAGAACGAACAGUUGGCUGCUGAGAUACUUUUUCGCCAGUCAGAGGAGGAUCAGGAUGAAUAAAGCGAUUGGGCGCACAUAAAUGCAGCCGGAACAUAA